AUGGCGGCGGCGGCGAUACCCACAGGCGGCGGUCUACGCCGCCUUCACACUCGUCCAUGGCUCCAAAGCCUCUGCUUUACAACUCCAGUAUGUUCUCUCUCUAUGCUCGCCUCUUCUUGUCUUUCUCAAUCCUCUUCAAUCCCACACUCAGAGGAGCCCACAACUACUGUAACGAAGCAUAAAACGAGUGAAAAUAAUAGCGAAAAUCCCACUUCUUAUUUCCCGAAGCGAGGUCAGACUUUAGAGCUAGUGUGCGAAACCUUAGCUUUCAAAGGCAAGGGUAUAUGCAAGGUGGCAAACUCUGGCUUUAUAGUCAUGUGCGAUCGCGCACUCCCGGGUGAGAAGUUCGUUGGCCGUGUCACACGCAGAAAAGAUAAUUACGCUGAGGUGAAGAAAGUGAAGACGAUAUCUCCUCACUGGGACUGUGUGGUGGCGCCUUGUGAAUAUGCAUCAUAUUGUGGAGGUUGUAAAACGCAGAAUUUGUUGUAUGAGGCCCAGGUCAGGGCUAAGGAGCAACAAGUGCAUGAAUUGAUUGCACACGUUGGAAAAAUUUCAGAUAAAGACCCAGAAAUUAGGGGCGUCAUGAAGCCCAUCGUUCCUUGUGAUAUCCAGUUUCACUAUCGAAACAAGAUGGAGUUCUCUUUUGGCACCAGAAAAUGGCUACCUCCAGAAUUGUUACUACAAGAGGGUGAUGAAAACAAUGAAUAUGCUUUGGGACUGCAUGCUCCUGGCUUUUUUGAUAAGGUCCUGAAUAUAGACAAGUGCUUAUUACAAAGUGAUCCAGCCAACAGGGUUCUUGCAGCUAUUCAAGAUUGUUGGAGGGAUCCACAGUUUGGUCUCUCUCCAUACAAUGUGUACUCUCAUGGUGGCUUUUUGAAGCAUCUGAUGCUCAGAGCUGGCAGGAAUAUCGAGACUGGCCAGUUGGAGCUUAUGGUUAAUUUUGUGACUUCGUCAUACAAGCCAGAGCUGCUGAAGCCCCUCGUAGAGAAAAUUACAAGUUUUCCUGAUGUGGUAAGCAUCAUGAACAAUGUAAAUACUUCUGUGGGAAACACAUCUGUUGGGGAGGAGGAGUAUACACUGUAUGGAAAAUCAACAAUUACAGAGAGUCUAAGAGGAUUAGCUUUCCAAAUUUCAGCAAACUCAUUUUUCCAGACAAAUACACAUCAGGCAGAGAUUCUUUAUAAGUUAAUAGAGGACUGUGCCUGUCUAAAGGGAGAUGGUUCAGAAAUAGUUCUAGAUCUAUUUUGUGGAACGGGAACCAUUGGUCUUACACUUGCGAAAAGGGUGAGACAUGUAUACGGUUUUGAAAUAGUUGAUCAAGCCAUCUCCGAUGCACGCCGUAAUGCUAAUUUGAAUGGUAUAUGUAAUGCCACCUUUGUCCAAGGGGAUCUUAACAAAAUUGAUGAGAAUUUUGGAAAUUAUUUUCCGAAGCCUGACAUUGUCAUUACAGAUCCUAAUCGGCCAGGCAUGCACAUGAAAUUAAUCAAAUUUUUGCUAAAACUGAAGGCAGCACGUAUUAUCUAUGUAUCUUGCAAUCCUGCCACCUGCGCCCGUGACCUUGAUUACCUCUGUCAUGGUGUGCCAGAGCAGAACAUAAGUGGAUGCUACAAGCUGAGAAGCGUACAACCGGUAGACAUGUUUCCACACACUCCACAUAUCGAAUGCGUUUGCUUGUUGGAACUCUGUUGA
Molecule: messenger RNA, 1689 nt
Organism: Fraxinus pennsylvanica
Lineage: Eukaryota; Viridiplantae; Streptophyta; Magnoliopsida; Lamiales; Oleaceae
Source: the annotation of a GenBank genome assembly